UAAAGUAAUUACGUUCUCAUAAACAAGUCCCCCUAUUUCAAUUCGUGAUUUUCACUCUGCUGUCAUGGUCAAAAUUGCAAUAAACGGUUUCGGCAGAAUUGGACGCCUGGUUGUACGGCGCUGUUUACAAAAACUAAAGGAACACAAGGGUACGUCGUGUGGAGAAUGGCCAACGGUGGUAGCCAUCAACGACCCGUACCUUUCAGCAGACCAUAUGGCAAAUCUUUUCAAAUAUGAUUCAACCCACGGUAUCUAUCAGGGUGAAAUACAGGUAGUUGGCAGUUGCCUGAAGAUCGACGGUCAACUGGUUGACAUUCAUAAUGAGAAAGCUCCAGACAAAGUUCAGUGGAGUAAAAGUUCUCCGCAGUAUCUAGUUGAUGCUACAGGCUUGUACAAGACUCAGGACAAAGCUUCGGCCCUUCUUCACGAAACCGUCGAGCGAGUCAUCCUCACUUACCCUUCCAAAAAAGAUAUCCCCAUGUUUGUAAUGGGUGUAAACCAUGACGAUUACAACCCCGACAUUAAAAUAGUGUCUAACGCUUCGUGCACCACCAACUGCUUAGCACCACUAACCAAAGUGGUCAACGAUCACUUCAAAAUCGCGUGCGGUUUAAUGACCACAAUACAUGCAGUUACUCCGUCCCAGAACACCCUCGACGGCCCGGCGAAAAAGAACUACAGAAUAGGCAGAGGAGCUCUCCAGAACAUCAUUCCUACGAGCACCGGCGCCGCCAAAGCUAUCGCUAAAGUUAUACCCGACCUCGAGGGUAAGAUAACUGGAAUCGCGGCCAGAGUUCCGGUUCCGGAUGCGUCUAUGGUAGAUUUAACGAUGAUCAUUGAUACGCCUGCGGAAUACGACGUGAUCAAAUGCAAGAUUAAAGAAGCGGCUGAUGGGCCGAUGCAUGGGAUUCUGGCGUACACGGACGAUCCCAUUGUUUCUUCAGAUAUUAUUGGGGAUUCCCGGUCCUGCAUUUUUGACGCGACAGCUGGACUGGCGCUAACCAGGAAUUUUAUCAAGUUGAUUGCAUGGUAUGAUAACGAGUGGGGUUAUGCUUGUCGAGUUGUGGAUCUGUGUAAAUAUAUGGCGUCGAGGGAAUCUUGCUAAACAAACUAAAUUCAAAAUUGUAAAAUAAUAUCAAAAUAAAGAAUGAAGUCCUUAGUAGAUACCUGCGGUGGUGUUGCGAUAUAUUGUUUUUCUUCUGAACGAUGGCCUCAACUCUCGAACCGACUACUCUGAAAUUUCGGGUGUAUUUAAGACUAUCGUGUAAACGGAAAACACUAACUAGAUUGGUCUAUUUUUCAUAUAUUUCGCUACACCCAUACAGGUAUGUUGGACAAAAUAAAAAUCUGCCGCAUAUUCUACGCUCUACCCCGUCUUCGCAUGAAAAUAAAACAUGUACAUCCUUA
Zophobas morio is the source of this 1407-nucleotide messenger RNA. RefSeq names its product glyceraldehyde-3-phosphate dehydrogenase-like. Gene Ontology annotation, cellular component: cytosol. The transcript is spliced from 5 exons. Gene Ontology annotation, biological process: glycolytic process; glucose metabolic process. The record is from RefSeq and is a predicted model, not a curated record. The coding region runs from base 65 to 1105 and encodes 346 amino acids. Lineage: Eukaryota; Metazoa; Arthropoda; Insecta; Coleoptera; Tenebrionidae. Gene Ontology annotation, molecular function: NADP binding; NAD binding; glyceraldehyde-3-phosphate dehydrogenase (NAD+) (phosphorylating) activity.